UCUGUUUUAGCUACAUGAUUUUGAUACAUGCAUUACAAAAAAUGAAGAAGCUAUUCAAAUUGAUCCUCGCUUUGCUGAGUGUUAUGGAAACAUGGCAAAUGCUUGGAAGGAGAAGGGCAACAUUGAUGUUGCAAUCCGCUACUAUUUAAUUGCUAUCAAGGUUUUCUCCAAUAACAUGGGGAAGAAAACUGAUCCAAUGAUCACAAAGUGCAAGGAGAGUGACAACUGGACCAAGGUGACUUUUAAGCCAGAUUUGGCUAAGUUUAACAUGACACAUUUAGAAGAUGAUAUUGUUGCGCUGAUGAAAAAGAGAGUUUUUGAUAUGGCUGGAUGCCUUGGGAAUAAUGUGAAAGUGGAACUUAAUGGAAAACGAGGUCCUGUGAAAUCAUUUUUAGAUUAUGCUGAUCUUUAUUUGCGCUCUGCCCGCAAAUCAGAUGCUACUAUUCCAAGGAUCACAGAGAAAGUGAAUGACAGGUUAGCUUUGUAAAUUUGAUUGCCACAAUCAAGGGUGGAACUCAUGUAGAUCACGUCACAAGUCAGAUCACUAAUCAUGUCAUGAAUCUUGUAAAUAAGAAGAACAAGAAUGCCAACUUGAAAGCCCACAAUGUGAAGAAUUAUUUAUGGGUUUUUUUCAAUGCUCUUAUUGACAAUCCUGCUUUUGAUUCUCAAACUAAAGAAACUCUUACCAUUCGUCCAAGCAGUUUUGGGUCUAAAUGUGAACUCCCACCAGAGUUCUUAAAGAAAGUGGCAAAGUCUGGCAUUGUGGAUAGUCUUCUUUCCUGGGCCAACUUCAAGCAGAACAAGGAUCUUAAGAAAACAGAUGGAGCUAAGACAAAAAGGGUUCACAAUAUCAAUAAGCUGGAGGAUCAGGUAUAUUGAGAUGAUUUCUUUGGAGCAAUUCUUGACAACAUUUGUAGUUGAGGCCUUUAGAAUGGAAGAAUGUAUUUCACUAAUUUUUGUAUACAUUUCCUGUUUUGUAUUUAGUGAUAAAGGAAUCUGAAUUGGGCAUAAAUUAUGUUGUAAUAUGAUUUCUUAAGCCUAGACUAGUAGACUAAAUAUUGUAAUUACAUUUGAGUAAUUAAUAAAAAUCUAUUUAUGUUA
Molecule: messenger RNA, 1101 nt
Organism: Humulus lupulus (European hop)
Lineage: Eukaryota; Viridiplantae; Streptophyta; Magnoliopsida; Rosales; Cannabaceae
Product: DNA topoisomerase 2-like
Exons: 7
Coding region: 92-487 (131 amino acids)
Biological process (GO): sister chromatid segregation; resolution of meiotic recombination intermediates
Cellular component (GO): nucleus
Source: RefSeq, a predicted model, not a curated record